Messenger RNA from Owenia fusiformis, 1941 nucleotides. The record is from the annotation of a GenBank genome assembly. NCBI's taxonomy places the organism in Eukaryota, Metazoa, Annelida, Polychaeta, Sabellida, Oweniidae.
AUCCUGUGGCUAUACUUAGGUACAAUCCUGUGGCUAUACGUAGGUACAAUCCUGUGGCUAUACGUAGGUACAAUCCUGUGGCUAUACGUAGGUACAAUCCUGUGGCUAUACGUAGGUACAAUCCUGUGGCUAUACGUAGGUACAAUCCUGUGGCUAUACGUAGGUACCAUCCUGUGGCUAUACGUAGGUACAAUCCUGUGGCUAUACGUAGGUACAAUCCUGUGGCUAUACGUAGGUACAAUCCUGUGGCUAUACUUAGGUACAAUCCUGUGGCUAUACUUAGGUACAAUCCUGUGGCUAUACGUAGGUACAAUCCUGUGGCUAUACGUAGGUACAAUCCUGUGGCUAUACGUAGGUACAAUCAUGUGGCUAUACGUAGGUACAAUCCUGUGGCUAUACGUAGGUACAAUCCUGUGGCUAUACGUAGGUACAAUCCUGUGGCUAUACGUAGGUACAAUCCUGUGGCUAUACGUAGGUACAAUCCUGUAGCUAUACUUAGGUACAAUCCUGUGGCUAUACUUAGGUACAAUCCUGUGGCUAUACGUAGGUACAAUCCUGUGGCUAUACGUAGGUACAAUCCUGUGGCUUUACGUGGGUACAAUCCUGUGGCUAUACGUAGGUACAAACCUGUGGCAGUAAGUAGGUACUCUCUUUUGGCAAUAAGAAGGUACAGACCUGUGGCAGUAAGUAGGUACAAUCAUGUGGCUAUACGUAGGUAUAAUCCUGUGGCUAUACGUAGGUACAAUCUUGUGGCUAUACGUAGGUACAAUCCUGUGGCUAUACGUAGGUACAAUCAUGUGGCUAUACGUAGGUACAAUCCUGUGGCAAUAAGUAGGUACAAUCCUGUGGCAGUGAGUAGGUACAAUCCUGUGGCAAUGAGUAGGUACAAUCCUGUGGGAAUAAGUAGGUACAAUCUUGUUGCAGUGAGUAGGUACAAUCCUGUCGCAGUAAGUAGGUACAAUCCUGUGGCAUUGAGUAGGUACAAUCCUUUGGCAAUAAGUAGGUACAAUCCUGUGGCAGUAAGUAGGUACAAUCCUGUGGCUAUACGUAGGUACAAUCCUGUGGCUAUACGUAGGUACAAUCCCGUGGCAAUAAUUAGGUACAAUCCUGUGGCAAUAAUUAGGUACAAUCCUGUGGCAAUAAGUCGGUACAAUCCUGUGGCAGUAAGUAGGUACAAUCCUUUGGCAGUAAGUAGGUCCAAUCCCAUAUCAUUCCCAUGGGUGGUAGUAGGUAAGAGCUUCAAUAUUGCGGAUGCUAAAGUAACACAUGCAUUUUAUUGUUUUAGACUAAACUAUGGAGAGGAAAGGUGGCCAGUGAAGGAGACACUGAGUUCCAUUUGUGGAGUGUUGGAGGGACAACAGAAAUAAUGUCCGACGAGGAGUUCGACAAUGAAACAAAGACGGUUAACUUGAGAACUACACGAUGGAGAACAGAACGUUUCAAAAACUACAUCAAAAUCCUAGAUAAACGAAUUAAGGACCGUAAACUUAGAGACUACAUCCAUGAGAGAAAGCGUAGUGGACCCUCUGAGAGAUCAAAGCCUAAAAACUGGCAAGGGAAAUACCCUGGUGUGGUCGAGUAAGGGCGAAUGAGUCUUGUACAAUCCCGUGUUCCGUGCCCGUGUUACAUGGCCGAAGCUUACGGUCCCAAACUGAAUGCAACAAAUAAUUAUAACACAGUUAAUAAAAUCAUAAUAGGGCUAUACCUUUCAUAUUUUAGCAAUAUGAAAGUAGGAUAACGACAAUCAAGUUCUGAAAGUUUCAUGACUCUCAUUCAAAUUAUUUGUAUUAUUUUUCAUAGCCUUUCACAGAUAUGUUCGAUUUCAUCCACUUCCUGUAAAUGCAUGACUAGCUACUGAAAGUAAAAUCAUUAUAGAGAUUAAUAAUAAAUGCUAUUAAAAAUUGUACAUUUUCGCCUUAUUUAUGUAAGUGAAGCAAGGUC